Molecule: messenger RNA, 1346 nt
Organism: Aspergillus ibericus CBS 121593
Lineage: Eukaryota; Fungi; Ascomycota; Eurotiomycetes; Eurotiales; Aspergillaceae
Product: alpha/beta hydrolase
Exons: 3
Coding region: 101-1108 (335 amino acids)
Biological process (GO): proteolysis
Molecular function (GO): serine-type peptidase activity
Source: RefSeq, a predicted model, not a curated record
GUUUAAUCCCACUGAAUUCCACAAGGACGAGACGAUUGUCACCUUUCUCAACCACCCAAUCACCACUCUACCAGCCAUCUACCCCCGCACUACAGCAACCAUGCAGUCCCAUCUCCCUGAAGGAGGCAAGACUCUCGUCUACUUCACCAUCGACAACCACGAUGUCAAACUAGACUACUACCUCCCGCCCGUCACGAGCGGAAACCUCCCCGCCAUCAUCUACUACCACGGAGGCGGAAUGACCGCCGGCUCGCGACGCGGCCGAGGUUUCCCACACUGGCUCUACAACCACUGCCAACAAAAAUCCUACAUCUUCAUCUCCGCCGACUACCGCCUCUGCCACCCCACCACGGCCCUGGACCAAAUCGAAGACGCCAAAGCCAUCUUCACCUUCCUAGCCGGACCCUUCCAAUCCGCCCUCCCAGACUCCAUCACCCUCGACACCACCCGCAUCGCUGUGACGGGCUUCUCGGCAGGUGGAUUCUCUGCCCGCGCCGCCUGCGUCUACGCCGACCCUAAACCCGCUGCCUUGUUGACCGGGUACGGCAGCUGUGGCGAUUGGCUUCUCGAUCACUGGACGACGGCGCGGCCACCGACUUCCAUCGCGAACCUGGUGGAUUUGGAUGCCGUGCCGCAGUUACUGGCUGAUAAGACGGUCGUGAGCGAUGAUAUGCCCGAGGAUGGCGGGGUGAUGUCGAAUCGGUUUGCGUUGACGGUGCGGUGGGAGUUGGAUGGGACGUUUCUGGAUGGGUGUUUGGGUAGGCCUGGGUUGGGCGCGGAGUUAAAUCAAGUACGGUAUGAGGAACGGGCGGCGAAGAUUCCAGAGGAAUUGAAGCCUGCGUUUUUGCAGUUGUUCGUGGAUGAAACGUAUCCGCCGUCGGUGUUUGUGCAUGGUACCGCGGAUGAGGUGGUGCCGGAUCAGGAGAGUAUUACGCAUUAUGAGCGGUUGAAGGAGCUGGGGGUCAAGUCGGAGUUGUUGUUGGUGGAGGAUGGGGGGCAUGGGUUGGUGGAUUUUAGUGCUGGGUUUCCGCCUAAGCCGGCGAAGGGGUCCGUGGAGGCGUAUGCGCGGGGAUUGGAGUUUAUUGAUGAGGUUUUUGGGACGGCUUAGUUUAGUGGAUAGUGGUAUUUGUAUGGGCUGAUUUGUAGCCUUCAAAGGCUUGCAGUCUCCGAGGCUGACUUGACGACUGAGCUGGGUUGUCAUUUAUAGAAACUUGGAAUUGUAUGAUAAUAUAACCGAGAGAAGGGCCACAGAAAUCAUAAACAUGGUGAGUGACUGAUAUAUCUGAGGUCUACGGAUAUUAAAUCCGACCCUCUGAACCUGACCCUGCAAACAACAUACAUAGUAC